AUGGCAAGGCAGCUACAGCUGCAACCUAAAACUGUAGAAGUUGAAGGAGAUGUACUUGAUCCACAAGAUGAAAGGGGGCAUGUUCUGGACGAAGAAGCCUCCGGCGAGCAUGAAGAUGGAGCAGAGCAAGUACAUCAAACCAGCUCUGAAGAAACAUGGAAGAUCUAUGUGGAUGGGUCUGCUAAUCAUCAUGGAAGCGGGGUCGGGGUCUUGGUAAUAUCUCCUCAAGGAGAUAUACUCCAAUUGGCGGUUCGAUUGAAUUUUCGAGCCACGAAUAAUGAAGCAGAGUACGAGGCUUUGUUGGUCGGACUGCAACCAGCCAGGCAUGUAGGGGCCGCCCGGAUAAUCAUUUAUUCGGAUUCCCAGUUAGCGACUCAGCAAGUUACCGGCAACUUUGUGAUAAAUUGUGAUAAAUUGCAAAUGUAUCGGGAAGCUUAUGAGAAGAUGAAGGCAGAAUUUACAGAGGUCACUGUAACCAAGAUACCCAGGUCGGAGAAUGAGCGGGCAGACGAGUUAGCAAAGAUGGACAGUUCCUUAACUACUUGGGUGCUGGAUCGGUCAACGACACAAACUUUUCUGAUAACCCAGAUAGAUCUGCAAAAUAAUGCAGAAGCAACUAUUAAUUGGAGGGCACCCAUGAUCAAUUAUCUCAGGCAGGGUAUCUUACCAACUGAUCCAGAGGAGUCACAGCUGAUUCGGAAGCAAGCGCAUGCUUAUGUAAUGAUUGGAGAUCAGCUCUACAAGAGGUCCUUCUCUCGACCUUUACUUAAAUGCUUGGGAGUAGAGGAAGCAGACCAGGCCUUGCGAGAAAUACACCUGGGAUGUUGUGGCAAUCAUGUAGGCGGUCGGACAUUAUCUUACAAGGUGCUCCUAGCCAGAUAUUUCUGGCCUACUUUACAGAGGGAUGCUCACAAGUUGGUGAACAUAUGCUUGUCUUACCAGAAACAUCAAAACUUGACACAUCGACCUACGACCCUGUUGAGAACGUCUAUAAUUUCCUGUCCUUUUGAUCAAUGGGGCAUGGAUAUCGUGGGAUCAUUUCCGAUGGCGCCAGGUCAGAGGCGUUUCUUAUUAGUGGCAGUGGACUAUUUUUCUAAAUGGGUAGAAGCAGAAGCCUUGGCUCGAAUCACAGAAGAUGCCGUCAUUCAAUUCCUAUGGAAGAACAUUCUUUACAGAUUUGGUAUUUCUCACAAGUUGGUGUCUGACAAUGGAAGACAAUUUUAA
Messenger RNA from Zingiber officinale, 1224 nucleotides. RefSeq lists its product as uncharacterized. The record is from RefSeq and is a predicted model, not a curated record. The coding region runs from base 1 to 1224 and encodes 407 amino acids. NCBI's taxonomy places the organism in Eukaryota, Viridiplantae, Streptophyta, Magnoliopsida, Zingiberales, Zingiberaceae. Gene Ontology annotation, biological process: DNA integration. Gene Ontology annotation, molecular function: RNA-DNA hybrid ribonuclease activity; nucleic acid binding. The transcript has 2 exons.